AUGUUGUCUCAGAUAGUAACCGCUGCUCGUGGUUUGUUCAAGAGGCCAGACGGCACCGAAGAUACGGCGUCCGAACAAGAACAGCCCGCCAAUAUGGCCACAGCAACCCGCAAUUCGACUUUAUCGCCAGAAACGCCAGAAACACAGGGAGCUCCGGUGUCUAAUGGAAAACGCAAGGAGACGUCAUCAUCGUCCGUUACAGAGACCACCGAAAACAGGCCACAGAAGAGACGGAAAGGCCAGACAAGCUUGAAAACAACUAAAUCGAAAGAUACGACGAAGCGUGAGGGAGAUGGCGCCAAACCUAAGAACCUUCAGGUAUUGGAGUCUGUUACAAUAAUCAACCGGCCAAAUACCAAUUCGACCUCAGCAGCACCUGAGAAUGAAGAUAUUGUCGCUCCUAAUCGAAAAAUCCGCUUUGGGAGCGAAGAACCCGCCCAAACCAAUGGCACCCACGUAGACGAUGACGAGGGAGACGUCGGUGCAGAGUCGGAACAUGGAACAACCAGACAACCAAACAACGAGGAUGAUGAGGAUGAUAGUAGCGAUGACGAAGCUCCAGAAGCGUUUAGCAAUGCUGCUCAGCUAUCACAAAUACGAGAUGUUGAGCGCAAAAAGGAAGAAACAAGACACAUGGACGAGCAAUUGCGAAGGGAGAAGCGAAAAGAGCAUGAAAAACGCCUACAACAACAAGCCGCUUCAAAAGCAGCUAUCCAAAGGGCAGCUGAUGCCCGUCGAGAAGCCAAGGCCAAGAUAGCCGAAGCAAAGACAUCAAAACAUGACGAACAGCAGUCCGAGAGCUCAAUGACACUCAGUGCCGGAACACGAGAGUCCAGGCUGGGCCUAUCGGCGCCGCUGCCCGCACUUCUUCCUGACGAAAUUCUAAACGCAGAGCCGUCUCAGCCGUUAAUAACAGCGUUUGAUAUGGAAAAGCUCAAGAUGGGCAAACCAAAACAUAUACGGCUUACAGAUGCAGUCGAUAAGCGGCCAAAGGAUAUGAAGGUUGGGUCUACUGCUAUCAGGGUGUUGAAUAGCUCCGGUAAUGGCGUCAAUCCUGUUCUUCCACCAAAGAGUUCAACUGCCAGUAGGCACGUUAAGGAAAAUUGGGUUGGCGGGAAGCGAAAAAUGGGGGCUACUGGGGCAUUGCGGCAUAGCACUGGCGGCCCAAAGAGUUUUGCUAGGAAGUGA
Molecule: messenger RNA, 1188 nt
Organism: Nannizzia gypsea CBS 118893
Lineage: Eukaryota; Fungi; Ascomycota; Eurotiomycetes; Onygenales; Arthrodermataceae
Exons: 2
Coding region: 1-1188 (395 amino acids)
Biological process (GO): rRNA processing
Molecular function (GO): snoRNA binding
Source: RefSeq, a predicted model, not a curated record